UUAUUCCUUAUUGCAGGGUUCCUCACAGCUGGGGAGAAAGAGAAAGAUGCGUUUUCGGGCGAAGAUGCUGGACAUUUCUUGCAUAACACACUUGUCCCGUGAGUGAACUGUCUCUAUACAGUCGCACAGACGAGUGCGUACGCGAAUUUUUAUCCGUCAGCGAGUGAGGUGCGCACUGUUUGGAAAUGUAUGCAGAGGUGGUUUCGACGUUGGCCAGAAACGUAAAGACGUGCGUUCUACGACUCUGUCCCGACAGAGUCUGCUUCGUGAUUAUGGAGAGAGGACCAGCCAGCGGAGGCAAUAUAUGGUGUGAACUAACCCAGAGCAACAUAUUUGACGAGUAUCGUAUCGAGGGUAAAGACGACAGAAACGAGAUAUAUCUGGAGAUCAGUUUAGAGCAGCUGUCGCGGGCUCUAAGAACGUCUCUCACUGCACAAGUGGUAAAGAUAAAACUAGCAAGGAGGCAAGGUCCCUGCCUGUCAGUGGAAAUUGCACAGCCCACGCUGACCGGAGCCAGCCGGACCGUCACUCAUGAGGUGCCGGUGUCGGUCGUCCCUGAGCGUCUUCUGGCCUGAUUACCAAGAACCCAACAUGCCCGACAUAGACGUUAGCAUAUAUCUUCCUCCUCUGAAGCUGUUGAAGAACAUAACAGACAGAAUGAAGACAAUGAGCAAUUACGUUAUGGUGGCGGCCAACAUGAGCGGCGAACUGCAACUGAAAAUAGAGGCAGAUGACGUGACAGCCACCACUUUCUUCAGAGAACUCCAGAACCACAUCUUUGAUACAUCAACUGCUGCUGAUGAGUCGAGGGACAGUUCCACAAUGUACGAGGUGAGGAUUGACAUCCGCAAGUUGGGGCAGAUUCUACAGGGACAACAUUUCAACCCCACCAAGGCCAUCUGCAACAUUACCGACGGCAAAGGUCUUCAAAUAUUUUUACUCCACGAACAUGCGUCACUUCAGUACUACAUUCCAGCCAUAGCUAGGUGAACUGUUUGUAUCCAUGAAACCCUCUCGCUCACAUUUUAUCACCUCAUCCUUCGUUUUUAAGUCUUUCGACUAUAAUUAUGAUGUGAUUGGUUCGUGUUUAGUUGAAAGAAACGGUGAGAAACCACAGUGGUGGGUGAAGUGGCAAGCUGAUAAUGAAAGUCUGCACUAUACCCACAAAUUGCAUGAGGAAACGGAAAGAGUUAAAAUAACAAUAACACAAAGACCUACCUGUAAAUAGGAGUAAGAUGGAGCUUUAAAAUGAACUAUGAUACAUGUAUUUUGUGAAAAAGACUCUAAGAGAUGGAAAUGAGAGAGAGUGGUGGUGAAACAGACAAGAAAGCAGGGCUAGGAGAAGGCGUGGCCUUUGCCUGUAAGAGCCGAAAUCUUCUCCAAGUCCCAGUGUACGUGUUCUGCUUUUGACUCUGCGCGACUGAGUGCAAGUUCGAGGAAAAACUGGUGGACUCUGUACAUGAGUCGAGGGGAUUUCAGCGGAUGAAGGGUCAGGAUGUUCUGGAGUUUCUGGUUGUGGUAGACGUCGCUGGAGUUGAAUAUUUCUCCCAUCGAGUAAUCUUGGUAGAAUUUGUCUUUCAGCUCAUAACUCCAGGUGCACUGGAUGGCCAGUCUCCUCAUGAUGCACCGUCCCACCUCCAAAUCUUCAUUCCACGACACCACCACGUUACCGAGACACUCUUCGAGAUGCGGGGCCAGUUUAACGAGCAGGGACCUACUCAGAACCACACCCGGACCACCCAUGCAGUAGUGCUCGUUGGGGUAGAGUUGUAUUCGUUCCCAGUCGUCCGGUUUCCCGAUGCCCGGUUGCCCGAUAUACAGAUCCGUGGACGGGUC
Molecule: messenger RNA, 1836 nt
Organism: Geodia barretti
Lineage: Eukaryota; Metazoa; Porifera; Demospongiae; Tetractinellida; Geodiidae
Source: the annotation of a GenBank genome assembly